Messenger RNA from Glycine soja, 1593 nucleotides. RefSeq names its product zinc finger CCCH domain-containing protein 32-like. The transcript is spliced from 7 exons. NCBI's taxonomy places the organism in Eukaryota, Viridiplantae, Streptophyta, Magnoliopsida, Fabales, Fabaceae. The record is from RefSeq and is a predicted model, not a curated record. Bases 177 to 1196 code for a protein of 339 amino acids. Gene Ontology annotation, molecular function: metal ion binding; mRNA binding.
AUUUGGCGGGUACGCAGAAAAGCCGAAAAUUAAUUAAUUAAUUAAUUUAACACAGAAAGAAAAUCGAGCUGAAAAGCCCAUCACACCACACCCUACAGUCCUAGUCACACGCUCUGUACAGUGAAGCUGUGAAAAUUCCCCUCUCUCCGAUUCUUCACUUCAAACAACCCGUUUCCAUGGACUUGUACGGUCGGGCCCCCGCCAGAAAUGGAUCCAACCCGCUGAACCAGCCCGAAUGGGGCACCGACACUGCUCUCGAAGAAUCGAUGUGGCAUUUGACGCUGGGUGGUGUCGAAUCUUACCCGGAGCGACCCGGCGUGCCGAAUUGUGUGUAUUACAUGCGGACUGGUGUGUGUGGAUAUGGUGACAGGUGUCGUUUCAAUCACCCUCGCGAUCGUGCUGCGGUUGCUGCGGCAGUAAGAGCUACAGGGGACUACCCAGAAAGGGUGGGGGAACCUCCGUGUCAGUAUUAUUUAAAGACCGGAACCUGUAAAUUUGGUGCAUCUUGUAAAUUCCACCAUCCAAAAAAUGGAGGUGGAUAUUUAAGCCAAGCUCCACUAAAUAUUUAUGGAUACCCGUUACGGCUGGGUGAGAAAGAGUGCUCCUACUAUUUGAAAACGGGGCAGUGCAAAUUUGGUAUAUCUUGUAAAUUCCAUCAUCCUCAACCUGCUGGCACAUCAUUGCCAACUUCUGCACCUCAAUUUUAUCAACAGGUGCAGUCUCCUACAGUUCCUCUUCCUGAACAGUAUGGAGGAGCUUCCACAAGCUUGAGAGUGGCCAGGCCUCCUGUAUUGCCUGGUUCAUAUGUACAAGGGGCGUAUGGUCCUGUACUUCUUUCUCCAGGGGUUGUCCAAUUUCCUGGAUGGAGUCAUUAUUCGGCACCUGUAAGUCCUGUGCUAUCUCCUGGCACUCAACCUGCUGUUGGGGCCACUUCUUUAUACGGAGUGACCCAGUUGUCAUCGCCAACAUCAGCUUUUGCUAGACCAUAUACUCCUCUGUCCUCUACUACCGGCCCUUCAGGAAGCAGCCUGAAGGAUCGAUUUUUUCCUGAAAGACCCGGUGAACCCGAAUGCCAAUACUAUCUGAGAACAGGGGACUGUAAAUUUGGAUUAGCUUGUCGAUAUCAUCAUCCUCGGGACCAUAUUGUGGCACCGCUUCUUAGCCCCGUUGGACUUCCUUUACGUCCGGUGCACUAGGAUCAACAUGGACAGCAAUCAAUCUGGAGUAAGGGACAAUAUUCAGCUUUUGCUUUUCACAAUUGCAGAGUUGGCUCUUGACAGCACAUGAUAUAUAUGUGUAUAUAUCAUGCUCUCCACACGAGCCUUUUUGGCUUGACAUGUGGAAUUCAAUUUCUUAUUUAGAAGAAAGGGAUAGCUAAGAUUGAACUCAUGGUCACAUGGUCAUAGAAGCCAUCAUUUCAUGUCAAAAACCAACCUUCGUAAAUAGUUUAAGCUGUUGAAUAAAAGCAUGUGAUUGUAUUCUUUUUCCUUUCUCUCUCUCUCUCUCUCUCUCUCUAACAGUCUUAAUGUAAAAGCUGUUAUUCACUCUAUUUUUCUCUUAAAAUUAAUAUGGUAUAAAUGCGACUUGCUAUAA